Messenger RNA from Haliotis rufescens (red abalone), 1583 nucleotides. RefSeq names its product SPARC-like. The coding region runs from base 229 to 1083 and encodes 284 amino acids. Gene Ontology annotation, biological process: anatomical structure development. Gene Ontology annotation, molecular function: collagen binding; calcium ion binding; protein binding. The transcript is spliced from 10 exons. The record is from RefSeq and is a predicted model, not a curated record. NCBI's taxonomy places the organism in Eukaryota, Metazoa, Mollusca, Gastropoda, Lepetellida, Haliotidae.
UCUGGUGGUGGAAAGAGGUGUUUCAUGGUUACCCAAUAGGUCUUAACGCUCAGUAAGCACAAACGUGAAAUGAGGAAAUAGCUAUGUUACUCCGCCCCCUUGGUUAGAAGCGGCAAGACGAGGUAAAGUUUGAGGCGACCGAAAACGUCGCAGUGUUAGCUAUCAAGGGGAAAGUGCUGUGAAGGAGCAUACCUCAGACGAAGUCGGACCAGUCCCCAGGCCGGUACAAUGAGACACUUAUUGUUGGUCGCCCUGCUUGCUGUUAUAUUCUCUGCUGUCUUUGCAAAGGGAGGCAGGCGACAACAGAGACAGGAUGUACAAAGCGAUAUAGCUGAUGAUGUAGAAGAAGGUGGUGAGGAGGAGAGCGACGAGGAUGAAAAAGUUGAUGUAUAUGCCGAAGAAAAGAGGCUGCGAAUGAGAAUUGAUCUGUGCAAAAAGAAGAAAUGUUACCGUGGUGAAGUGUGUCGCCUAGACAACCGGCAGCAGGCUGAGUGUGUGUGCCUUCACGAGUGCGAGCCGGAGGUUGAUCCUCGCUAUCACGUAUGCAGCACGAAAAACCAGACCUACGAAAGCGAGUGUGAGCUAGAUCGCGAUCACUGUCUGUGUAAGACCAAACAGCCCGGUUGCAGCAACGCCAGACUCAACAAAAUACAGCUUGAUUACUUUGGGGGCUGUCGAAAACUGACAAAGUGUCCCGACGAUGAAUUUGAGGAAUUCCCUAUAAGGAUGAAGGAAUGGUUGUUCCUCGUCAUGAAACAGCUGGCUUCUCGAGAUGAACUUGGCGAGUAUAUAGACCUCCUAGACAAGGCCAGGAACGAUGCCAACCACACAGAGGCCGUGCUAUGGAAGUUCUGUGACCUUGACUCCAGUCCACAAGACAGACAAGUGUCCCGGAGAGAACUGCAAUACAUUGUUCAGUCUUUGAAGGCGUGGGAGCACUGCCUUGUUCCCUUCCUGUCCAUGUGCGAUCAAGACAGCAAUCGCAAGAUCACACUUACAGAAUGGGGAGCCUGCCUCGGCGUUAACUCAAAGAAAAUCUCGGACAAAUGCAUUGACAUCCGGGCCCGGGCCAAAAGACACUAGAAGGCAUGAGUCCUAACUGACCAGGCCAACGCAUCACAGGGACAUCAAGUACAUCUUGUAACUGAAGAAAGCUAUACCGAUAAAGAAACUAGAUUUAAAGAAAAUAGCGUCUGUAACACCAAUUCAAUACACAUUAUCAAAAAGAAACAAAGACGAAAUGGACGGGAAGAAAAUCACAGAAAGUUAUACAUGAUAAUAGUUAAAUGUUUACAAUUAACAUUGCAUCGGCGUUUAUCUCAGGUAUAUGGAGAUAUGAUAUUUAUUUUACUUCAUACAUAACAUGUUUAAUAUUUAUAUCAAAUCAAAUUCAAUUCAGAACCUGACAUGUUUAACUGGUAUAAUAUUAAUCAAGAGGUUAAUAUCCCUAAUUUGGUAUUCAAAUAUGUGACAUAGCGUUGUUUGCUUUCUAGUUAACACUGGUUCUACUUUCAAGAGAACUGUAAUCACUGCCAAACACCUUUUAUUGAUACACAAUAAAUCAUAAGAUUGAUAAACAGUGA